Messenger RNA from Tinamus guttatus (white-throated tinamou), 991 nucleotides. NCBI's taxonomy places the organism in Eukaryota, Metazoa, Chordata, Aves, Tinamiformes, Tinamidae. The record is from RefSeq and is a predicted model, not a curated record.
AAUACGAUGAGCCUCCACAGUGCAAGGCAGGGCAGGAUACUGUGCUGCAGGCCCCCGUCGACUGGGUGCUUCUGGAUGGCCGGGAGAGCUCCGAUGACCAUGGAAUUGUGCAGUACGAAUGGAGUUUGCUGCAAGGUGACUCAUCUAUUGACAUGAAGGUACCACAACCAGGAACACUGAAGCUGUCUCACUUUCAGGAGGGUGUGUAUGUUUUCCAGCUGACAGUGACGGACACUGCUGGGCAGCGCAGCUCUGAUAAUGUCUCUGUGACAGUUCUUCCCCUGGUUCAUUCAGCAGUAGCCUGUGUCGGGGUUUGCUCUCGUUACCAGUUUAUCUGUGAUGAUGGCUGCUGCAUUGACAUCACAUUUGCUUGUGAUGGAGUGAAACAGUGCCCAGAUGGAUCUGAUGAAACCUUCUGCCAGAAUCUCAGCCCAGGUCGGAAGACAGUGACACACGCAGCUCUUGCCACUACCCAGCAAAGGACUGUAGGACUGACUGAAAAUGCACAUGAAAACUUUUCUGCAGACAACACCCUGAAAGCCCCUGUAAGAAAUCAGCCGCUUCUCUCACUCGAUGCAGGCGCAUCUAAUCAGUCGCUUUCUCAGGGACCAAAGAAGCAAACCAGUGGAUUUGUGCCAGACAGCAGUUCCUCAGGGAAAAGAACUGAUGAGAAAGCUGGAAAUGGCCUAAUUGUGCCGAAGAGAGAUCCACUUGGAGGCAGUCGCCCAGUCCCGGAAACAGGUGCUGUGUUGCCCUUGGCGCUAGGCCUGGCCAUCACUGCUUUGCUACUGCUCAUGGUUGCUUGCAGACUGCGUUUGGUGAGGCAGAAGCUUAAAAAAGCUCGACCCAUCACAUCUGAAGAGUCCGAUUACCUCAUCAACGGGAUGUAUCUCUGAACAUUGGGUUUAGGCUGCUUGUUUUUACCCCUUUCUGCUGUAUCUGUAAACCUCUGCCUGUAAAAAAGGACCAAAAUCUUUACUUAAAUUUUGAG